ACAGAACUUUGCGAUAUUUAAUACGUAUUUAACAUAUUAAUGCAAUUCUUGAAUUAACAUUAGGUAUCUUUUGCCUAUUUAUAAUAGCAACACUGUAAUACUCAUUUGGAAAAUGAGUGACAGUUCAGUUUAUUUAUGUCAAAUAAGUUUUGCAGUAAGUUUUGAUUGAAUUCGAUUCGAACACCUGUAAACUUUCUUUCUGUUGUUUUUUACCGGUGCCUGUGUAUUUACCUAUUUGCACUUUGUUUUGUGCUGAUAACUUGUCGUUAUUUAGAGUUUGGAAUCUUCCGUUGAGUCGAGCUUUGUUCUUCCGGAUAUUCGUGUGAUUUUAUCAUCUGAGAUUGGACUCUGACUGUGUUUACUGUGUUGUGCAGAUAUUUUGAGAUAGGACUCCUGUAAAAAGUACCUUAUUAUUUGAGAUAGGAGUCCCAAGUUUGUGUUUGUUUUUGUGAAAGACAGAUUUUACAACAAAAGUGCCACGAUGUCUUCAGAUAAACUUUGUUGCGUUCCUGGUUGUAAAGGCAGUGGAGGUGGCGCAUUUUCAAGCCGGCAAAGUUGCGGAUGUUGCAUGUAAUGUGACGCGGGCGCAGCGGCAUGCGACGCGAGCGCUUCCCGCGGUGUGCGGCCUCGCUGGCCGCGCUCGCGACGCUCGUCGCGCUCGCGGUAACACCGCUCUGUCUCGCUUCCACCUCCAAGGGUGGCUACUACGACCCAUGCUCAACGACAGCGGACUGCAACUUCACGGACUCAGUGUGCGAUCAGCAGCAGAAACUGUGCGUCUGCCAUCCUGACGUGCCCAUCUCCAACCACGUGGACAAGUGUGGAAAGCCUGCAUCCAUAAACGAAUCAUGCGCAUUCAACGAACAAUGCGAGGACGUGGACUUCAAGACGGAGUGCCGCAACGAGAAAUGCGUUUGCAAGUUCGAAAUGGUGCCGGAGAUGAACGCGGACGGAGUGGUCGUGUGCACGCCGGAAAAGCAGCCAGACGUGUCAACGAAGACCAUUGACCCGGCGAUGAUUGGCGUGCUGGUGGGAAUGGCUCUCAUGUUCGUCAUCAUAUGUGUUGUUCUCAGGCUGUUCAGCAGAGCAAGAUGGCGGGAAAACAGGACCAUUUUUAACACGCCCAAUCCACGACUGAUGAACGUGUCAUUAUUGAGAGACUCCAAGUUACUGCAUACCCAGGACCGUCGUGGUUCCCGAGUGAGCAUGCGACCACCUUCAAGGCAGGCCAGCCAGCAGGAACUGAGACCUCAUUCGCCGAGUCCAGCACGCCAUCAUCAAAGCCAUCAGUUACACCGAAAGUCCUCAGGAUCACGCCGUGGAUCAAGAGCGAGCAGUGGACAUUCUGCUACGUCACUAAGAUCGGCCACCCUCCGAUCACCAACAACGCCUGGUCCUACUUCAGUUACAGUAGAAAUACGUUCGCCAGAUGCAUAGAUGGUGAAGGCAAAUCGUAUAAAAAUGUGAAGGAUACUUGAAAAAGAAUGGUAUUAAAAAUAUUGGUACAAAAUAUGCUCGCUCUGAAACGCAAAGUCUGUAUCACAGCCGACACGAUUAAUGUAACAUUCAGUCCAGUUACCAUAUUUGUGAUAAUAUUAAUCAAUCGUUACAUUAAAUUAGGCUUAUAUUCAUCUAUUUACUAUUGUAUAGCAAUAUCAUGCACUGAUGUAUCUGUCAUUAUCAGCCACUUAAAAAGUGCCUCUAAAUCAAAUGGUUUAUAUCUCAUCAAUUAAAUUAUCAAAAUAAGAAUAAAUUCACAUAAAAGUUAGAUUUAAAGCAGUUACUAUAACUAAACUAGAUUGUAAUUCACACGAUUCAACAAAUAGAUGUAGUGCACGGUUCAACGAUAUUCAUAGAUUUAAAUGCAUAAUAUUAAUAUUUAGCUUUUUUAGCACUAGUAAAAGUCGCUUUUUGGCAAUUUUUUAGGAUAGUUUUAACGUUUCGAUUUUAACGGUAAGUAAAUUAUUUCAGAUUAUCUAUCUUCUUUUCAGAGAUUCCCUUAUAAGUAAAUGCUAGAUUUCGUGAUUCUCUGCCUUAGGAUAAUAAUGUAGCUAAUAAUUAAGCGAAAUUUAUUUACGGGGACCACCUCCUGAACAGGAGUGAUCUGAAUUUUGAAUAGGGUUGAAAUUUAGGACGAAAGCUUCUGCUGCUUUCUGUAACUAUUCUACGAGGUAAGACUUUCUGAAUAACUUAGCUUUAAUCCGAUGGUGAAUGCCUGGCUUAUAUUGAGAGAGAGAGAGUUGUGAAUCGAUGAUAAGGUUUCGUUAAGUUCUUGUAGUCUUCUUAGGUUCUUCUUAUCUAUACAAUGUGUAAAAUGGGGAAAUUUACACAACUAUUUCUAAGUCAUCGCACAUCAGAAGCUUCGACCAAGUUAUGCAAAACGCACAAACAGGACUAGUUAGGAAUCUAUCGUGUAAUUUUUUGCCACUUUAAAACGUGUUGGUGCAAUAAUAAAUUUACUAGGCGCGGAAUGUACUACAAUUAAGGGGAAGAAUUGAAGUAUAGAUCGCGCCGACCUCUCUUCGGGUAUCUUUAUACUGGAGUUACUUAUUGUAUCUUAAACUAAUGCUCACAUCAACAAAUGUAUUUCGUACACUGUGCUAGUUAUAAACUACUGACAA
Amyelois transitella is the source of this 2621-nucleotide messenger RNA. RefSeq lists its product as uncharacterized. Bases 595 to 1437 code for a protein of 280 amino acids. The transcript has 10 exons. The record is from RefSeq and is a predicted model, not a curated record. Lineage: Eukaryota; Metazoa; Arthropoda; Insecta; Lepidoptera; Pyralidae.